Messenger RNA from Linum tenue, 2887 nucleotides. Lineage: Eukaryota; Viridiplantae; Streptophyta; Magnoliopsida; Malpighiales; Linaceae. The record is from the annotation of a GenBank genome assembly.
UCACAAUUCACCACCUCUGCAUCCCUUCACUCGCCAUUCCACCCCGCGACGAAGACAAAUUCUUCGUCCCUCAGAAACCCUAGCUAAACCCACUUUCCUGUAACCCACCGCCGCCAUGGGUAAAGUGAAGGGAAAGCAUCGUUUGGACAAGUACUACCAUCUCGCCAAGGAGCACGGAUACCGGUCCCGUGCCUCCUGGAAGCUGGUCCAGCUCGAUUCCAAGUUCAAGUUCCUCAACUCCUCCCGCGCCGUCCUCGAUCUCUGCGCCGCCCCCGGAGGAUGGAUGCAGGUCGCCGUCGAGAGGGUCCCCGUGGGUAGCCUCGUUCUCGGAAUCGAUUUGGUGACAAUCGCUCCCCUGCGUGGCGCCAUAUCCUUCGAGCAGGAUAUCACGAAGUCCGAGUGCAGGAGCAAGAUUAAGAAGAUUAUGGGCGAUAAUGGGGUUAAGGCUUUCGACUUGGUUUUGCACGAUGGUUCGCCGAACGUCGGUGGUGCGUGGGCGCAGGAGGCGAUGUCUCAGAAUGCUCUGGUUAUCGAUGCUGUGAAAUUGGCUACUCAGUUCCUGGCUCCCAAAGGGAAUUUCGUCACUAAAGUGGUUUUCAGGUCACAAGAUUACAGUUCUGUUAUCUACUGCUUAAACCAGUUAUUUGAAAAGGUUGAGGUGGACAAACCAUUAGCCAGUCGUUCAGCAUCUGCAGAAAUCUUUGUGUUGGGACUCAAAUACAAAGCUCCUGCAAAGAUCGAUCCUCGUCUACUUGAUUUUAAGCAUCUGUUCCAGUCCACAGAACCUGCAAGGAAGGUGCUAGAUCCCCUGAGAGGAACAAAGCAAAAGCGCCAUCGUGAUGGGUAUGAAGAAGGACAAGCUAUGGUGCGGAAAGUAUCUUCAGCUGCUGAUUUUAUCUGGUCUGCCACACCUCUUGAUGUCCUUGGUUCAGUUACUUCAAUUACAUUUGAGGACCCAGAUUCUUUAUGCAUAAAGGAGCUGGAGUUAACAACAGAGGAGGUCAAAUCUCUUUGUGAUGAUCUUCGUGUUUUAGGAAAGCAAGACUUCAAGCAUCUAUUGAAGUGGCGAAUGCAGAUACGAAAAGCUCUGUCCCCUUCUGUAGAAGCUAUUCCUGCUGUUGCUGAGAGUGAAGAAAAGAAAGAGGUUGAUGAAGAUGAUAGGUUGCUUAAUGAAAUGGAGGAGUUGACAGAUGCUAUGGAGAGGAAGAAGAAACGUGAGAAGAAAAUUCUUGCUAAAAGAAGGGCUAAGGACAAGGCUCGGAAGGCAAUAGGAAUGACAAUGGAUGUACUUGAAGAUGGCUAUAACGAUAUUGAGUUAUUUUCUCUUUCUUCUAUAAAGGGAAAGAAAGAUUUGGUUGCUGUUGAUACUGCUGAGAAUGGUGACGCAAAUGGUGACUUGAAAGAUAGUGACAAUGAGGAAAUCCGUGAGGACGAGUCAUCCACUGAUUCAGAUUCUGAUGAAGAGCGCAGAAAGUAUGAUGCAAGAAUGGAAGAUAUUCUUGACCAGGUCUAUGAACGGUUUGUAACCAAAAAGGAAGGAAGUACAAAGCAGAGAAAACGUGCAAGGCAAGCCUACUCCGAGCAACUUUUGGAGGAUGAGGAGAAUAAUGAUAUGGAUCAAUCAGAUUACGAUUCAGACAAGGAGCUACCGGAUCGUGAAGCAAAUCCUCUCAUGGUCCCACUUAAUGAUGGGGAAGAACCCACUAAAGAAGAUAUUGCAAACAGGUGGUUCGCUCAGGACAUAUUUGCCAAAGCCGUGGAGGAGGGAGAUUUGGGUACCAUGCCUGAAGAUGAGGAAAUGAUGGAUGUCGUUGAUAAGAAGCAUGACAACAAACUUGACCUUCCUCCAAAGAAGGCAGUUAAGACAGCCGAUAAAUCUCCCAAGCACCUCACUCAGCCUCAACCCUCCAAACCUGAGGAGGAUUUCGAGAUUGUUCCUGCCCCCGGCACAGAUUCCAGUGAUGACUCAUCCUCUGAUGAAUCUGACGAUGAUGACAUCAACAAAAAGGCCGAGAUAUUGGCAUGUGCAAAAAAGAUGCUGAGGAAGAAGCAGAGAGAGCAGAUGCUCGAUGAUGGCUACAACAGGUACAUGUUUGAUGAUGAGGGCUUGCCUGGUUGGUUUUUGGAGGAAGAGAAGAGGCAUCGACAACCGGUCAAACCAAUCACCAAAGAGGAGAUGAAUGCCAUGCGUGCACAGUUCAAAGAGAUCAACGCUCGGCCGGCUAAGAAAGUGGCACAGGCCAAGGCCAGAAAGAAGCGCGUAGCCAUGAGGAGGAUGGAGAAGGUCAGGAAGAAGGCCAAUGUGAUCUCGGACCAAACUGAGAUCUCUGACCGGUCGAAGAGUAAAAUGAUCGACCAGCUGUAUAAGAAGGCUGCACCAAAGAGGCCGAAGAAGGAAUUCGUAGUUGCGAAGAAAGGAGUUGCGGUGAAGGGAGGCAAAGGUAAAGUGGUUGUGGAUCGGCGGAUGAAGAAGGAUGUUCGUGGGAGCAAGAAGAAAGGGAAAGGUGGUUCGAAGAAGGGGAAGGAUGCCAGGAAAGGCGGUCAGAAAAGUAAAGGCUCUGCCAAGACGGGAGGGAACAAAGGCAGAAAGAUGUGAGGUAUGAAAACAGUGAACAGUCAAGAACUCGAUAGAAAAGCUUAAACCUUCUUCGGAAGGAUGAAUUUUUGAUGAAUCAAAUCCAGUUUUGUUUUAAUCCCCUCUUGUAAGUGGGAGGAGCAACUUUUUCCCCAACCUCUGUUCUUUGUGCUCAUGGUGUGUGGCAGAGACUAGAUGCUAUGAUAGCAUAAAUUUAUCCCUUCUUCAGUCUCUAGUUCUGUAUAAUCAAUUUUCUUCGCUUUGCUAGCUACUAUACCUAUUGCAUUAAGGGAUACGAAUUCAACGCGACCC